GAUGGAGAUUGGAGACUAUUUGUUUACACUGAAAACUCCACCGUUAAUAUUUGCCAAAGGCCUUGUGAUCAGUGGAUAAGGUUAGCUGGGCAGCCAUGAAUAUGAUAGCAGCAUUCGCAGGGUUUGCAAUAGCUUGUUCGGCCGCAUUUACCCUUCACGUCUUCUUCUUCUCCCCCAUUUCUCCCGACGCACUCCACCUCCCUUCUCCCUCUUCCAUUCCUUCCAACAAAGAGUUACAGAAUGUGAGGAGGGUAGGGGAGGAGGGCGUGAUUGAAGGGCCAGAGGAUCUUUUUGUGGACAAGGGUGGCGUCAUCCACACAAUAGGAAGAGAUGGCUGGGUCAGAAGGAUGCAAAUCCAUGGAGAUGGGUGUUGGGAAAGAUGGAAGCAGAUUCACAGCUACUCUGCGCUUGGUAUCACACCUUCCAACCACGCUACUGCUGGAGUUCUUAUUGCCGAUGCUCAAUUGUAUUACUAUGAGACGAAUUGCAAGAUGUAUAACACACAUGAAGUGCGUUUGAGUGAGGUCAGGUUUGCAGAUGAGGUGGUAGAGUCGGGUGAUGGGAGCGUGUACAUCAGUGUUCCAUCCACCAAAUUUGGGUACCACAACUGGUAUCUGGACGUAUUGGAGGCAAAACCCAACGGCCAGAUCCUCAAGUACGAUCCUUUCACUGGCCGGACCACCGUUCUGCUGGACCACCUGUGCUUCCCCAACGGGCUAGUGCUGCCCAAAGAAGAAGACUGCCUCAUCUUCUGCGAGACAUGGAAGUUUCGAUGCCAAAAGUACUGGCUAACCGGGGCACGAAAAGGGACGACUGAAAUAUUUGUGGACAACCUCCCUGGUGGCCCUGAUAACAUACAUUUGGCUCCCGAUGGCUCAUUCUGGAUUGGUGUAAUACAGGUAGUUUCGCCGGGCCAUGAGUUCGUGCACACUUCAAAGCUACUCAAGCACAUGGUGGCAUCGACUCCUCGGUUACUCGGACUCGUCUCCCGAGCGCCGACAACAAUGGCUAGAGUUGUCAAGGUGGGAGCAGAUGGAAGGAUCAUCAAGAUGCUUGAAGAUCCCGACGGUAAACUGAUGAGCUUUGUCACCACUGCGUUUGAGUUUGAGGGUCAUCUCUACUUAGGAAGCCUCGCCAAUAACUUCCUUGGUAAAUUGGCUCUUAACGUCACCAAAUAAUAAGAGCAAGACCAUCCCAUAGUCUAGUUCCAAGUUGGUGCUACAUUUGGUUGCCUCCAGAAAAGGGAUUUUUUGUUCCAAUAUAAUGGGGAGAAUCAAAGUCACAUAUCCCUCAAUUUUAGUGUGUUUGAUACAAUCUAGUUUAGAGUAGAAUUCACCAUAUUAUAACUCAUUUCAUAUUUUAUAUUUUGGUAUUAAUGAUUAAUUAAGACAAACAUUUUGAUAUAAUUUUUUAUAAUUAGGA
Linum tenue is the source of this 1422-nucleotide messenger RNA. NCBI's taxonomy places the organism in Eukaryota, Viridiplantae, Streptophyta, Magnoliopsida, Malpighiales, Linaceae. The record is from the annotation of a GenBank genome assembly.